AUGAUUCUUUCCGAUACCUUGAGCCGACUUCCUAAUCCCAAGGAAGCACGCGAUGUUCCGCUAGAUGUCAGAGUGGAAUCCAUCUGCUCUGAAGCCGAAGAUUCGCACCAGAUUGACUUGAUAUACUUCGGACAACACAAGAGAACAGUGCUUCAGAGAGAAACAGUUCUCAGAUCACUAUGGCAAAUAGUCACUCAGGAAUGGCCUGAGACCAUCCAAGAAUUGCCGACAUCCCUUCGUCAAUUUUGGUCUUACAGAGAUGAAAUCGGAGUAUCACACGGAGUACUCUUCAAGGGAAGUCAAGUCAUCAUACCGAAGACACUAAGGAAUGACAUCCUUAGACAGCUUCACCUAGGACACAUGGGAAUCGAAAGCACGAGGCGACUUGCUCGUGAGACAGUGUUCUGGCCAAACAUCAACAAGGACAUUGAUCAGUUGAUAAAGCAGUGUGAAACAUGCCAGAAACACCAAGCAAGACAGCAGAAAGAGCCACUGCAUCCCCAUGAUGUACCACCAGCACCAUGGACCAGACUGGGAACCGACUUGUUCAUGCUCAAUAGACAAGAGUAUCUACUCGUUACUGAUUACUAUUCCAAGUAUCCGAUCAUUGCUAAGCUAACCGAUACAUCCAGUGCAACUAUAGCAAGAGGGAUGACGGGAAUCUUCAGUCUGUUCAGUCCACCAGAAGAGAUUGUGUCCGACAACGGUCCACAAUUUGUCGGGAAACCAUUCCAAGACAUGUGCAAGAAAUGGAAUAUCAAGCACAUCACUUCUUCACCGCACUAUCCAAGAUCCAACGGAUUAGCUGAGAGAAUGGUUCGUACAAUCAAUAAUCUGUUGACAAAGUGUUCUCAAACUAGCCAAGACAGUCAACUAGCCAUGAUGCACCUGAGAGCAACACCAGUUGACAAUAACUUGAGAUCACCAGCAGAGAUGUUGUUCGGAAGACCCAUCAGAACCACAUUUCCAAGUCACUAUCUUUCGAGAGAUUCUGCUGCUACCGAGUUUCUCUUGAAUAGGCAAGACAAAAUGAAGGAAGUGCAUGAUCGACAUGCGAGUUCUGAUUUGCCACCACAGCAUGUAGGACAGCCAGUGAGGGUUCUGCAUCCAAGAGACCACACUUGGAUACCAGCCAAGGUAUCCAAGGUCUGUGAAGAACCUCGAUCCUACGAAGUUUCAACGCCGAACGGAGGAAUCUUGAGAAGAAAUAGAUCUCACUUGAGGGAAGUUCCAUUCACCAACCCAACUCCGAAGCGUGUGAGGUUUGACGAAGACCACACCACAGAAACUCAACCAGAGGAAGACAACGUCCAACGAACACCAAUGUCCAACUCUAACGCUAAUCAAUCUCAACAGACAUACUCACAAACUACGAGAUCUGGACGCACUAUUCGCAAACCAGAGAGAUUCAUGUUUGAAGAUUGA
Messenger RNA from Lytechinus pictus (painted urchin), 1425 nucleotides. RefSeq lists its product as uncharacterized. The transcript has a single exon. The coding region runs from base 1 to 1425 and encodes 474 amino acids. Lineage: Eukaryota; Metazoa; Echinodermata; Echinoidea; Temnopleuroida; Toxopneustidae. Gene Ontology annotation, molecular function: nucleic acid binding. The record is from RefSeq and is a predicted model, not a curated record. Gene Ontology annotation, biological process: DNA integration.